AUCGCAUUGUGUGUGUCUGCUCUGCUGUUCCUCUUCUCCUCGCCGCCGCCGGCCGGCCGCCCGCUUUGCUUUACCACCACCACCUCGCCCUCGCCUCCUCCCUCUUCCAUUCAAAGCUCCAACUGAAUACGCGUUUCCUUUCCGCAUUGCAACACUCGAAAGCGAAAGCGAAAGCAGCUCCAGCUAUAAAGGCUGCCUCCCUCACCAUCUUCCCUUCCUCUCGUCCUGCUCUGCUCUCCACUCCACUGCCUGCUGCUGUGCUUCCUCCUUCCGCCAGAUCUAGAGGAUCCACUCUUCUUGCGCUCCGGCCGCGACAAUGGCGGCACCUCCGCCCGCGCCAUUCCUCCUCCUGCUCGCCGUGGCGGCAGCGUCACUCGCCGGCGCCGACGACCCCUACCGCUACUUCACCUGGACCGUCACCUACGGCCCCAUCACCCCGCUCGGCACCACCCAGCAGGGCAUCCUGAUCAACGGGCAGUUCCCAGGCCCACGCAUCGACUGCGUCACCAACGACAACCUCGUCGUCACCGUCCUCAACGCCCUCGACGAACCUUUCCUCCUCACCUGGAACGGCAUCAAGCAGCGCAAGAACUCGUGGCAGGACGGCGUCGCGGGCACCAACUGCGCCAUCCCGCCGGGGGCCAACUACACCUACCAUUUCCAGACCAAGGACCAGAUCGGCACCUUCUUCUACUUCCCUUCCCUCGCCCUCCACCGCGCCGCCGGCGGCUUCGGCGCGCUCAACGUCUACCAGCGCCCCGCCAUCCCCGUCCCGUACCCGCCACCCGCGGGGGACUUCACGCUCCUCGUCGGUGACUGGUACGCCGCCGCCUCACCCCACGUCGACCUCAGGAACGCGCUGGAUGCCGCCACCGGCGGCGCCGCGCUCCCGCCGCCCGACGCCCUGCUCAUCAACGGCGCGCCGUCCGGGGCAGCCACGUUCGUCGGGAACGGCGGCGGGACGUACCUGUUCCGGGUGUCCAACGUCGGGCUCAGGGCCUCCGUCAACGUCCGGAUCCAGGGCCACGCGCUGCGGCUGGUGGAGGUGGAAGGGACACACCCGGUGCAGAACGUCUACGACUCCCUCGACGUCCACGCCGGCCAGUCGCUCGCGUUCCUCGUCACGCUGGACCAACCGCCGCUCGACUACGCCGUCGUGGCGUCCACGCGCUUCACCAACAACGAGUCCGAGCUCACGGCCGUCGCCACGCUGCACUACGCCGGCGCCACGGCCCGCGCGCCGGGGCCACUUCCUCCGGCCCCGGCUCCGUUCGACUACGGCUGGUCCCUGAACCAGGCGCGGUCCUUCCGGUGGAACCUCACGGCCAGCGCGGCGCGCCCCAACCCGCAGGGCUCGUUCCACUACGGCGCCAUCCCGACGUCCAGGACGCUCGUGCUCGCCAGCAGCUCAUCCGCGCCCGCCGGCGGCCGGAGGCAGUGCGCCGUCAACGGCGUGUCGUUCGUCGUGCCCGACACGCCGCUCAAGCUCGCGGAUAACUACAACAUCGCCGACGUCAUUGACUGGGACACGCUCCCCGCUCGGCCCGACGCCGCCGGCGCCGGCGCGGUGGCGCCGCGUGCUGGGACGCCCGUGCUUAGGCUCGGCCUGCACGAGUUCGUCGAGGUCGUGUUCCAGAACACGGAGAGCGAGCUGCAGGCGUGGCACCUCGACGGAUACGACUUCUGGGUUGUAGGGUACGGCGAUGGCCAGUGGAAUGAGACGCAGCGGCAGACAUACAACUUGGUCGACGCACAAGCAAGACACACAGUUCAGGUGUAUCCGAACGGGUGGUCGGCGAUCCUGGUGUCGCUGGACAACCAGGGGAUGUGGAACCUGAGGUCGGCGAUCUGGGACCGGCAGUACCUCGGCCAGCAGCUCUACCUCAGGGUGUGGACGCCGCAGCAGAGCUUCUCCAAUGAGUACGCCAUCCCGACCGACGCCAUCCUCUGUGGGAAGGCGGUCGGCCUUCCACACUGACAGAACAAGAUUCCGCAGCAUACUGCAUUGUCCAAGGCUUUGGUUCGUCAGAUUGUUCGUCGCCCGGUACAUGUCGAGUAGAAUAAACCAUACUACUACUUAUAUAUAGCUGAAAAAUCAAGAUUGAUAGGUCACAGGAGUGUUUUGUUGUAGGCAGAACUCAAAUGCGCUGCUCCAGUAUUCUUUGAUGGUGAUGAUGUAUGUGAUUUUUGUUCCUUGUAGUUUGCCUGUGGAUAAGAAAUACCUCAGGCAGCUGAAUGUUGAAGGUGUCCAAUGAUCUUCUCCAUGCAUUGUUGAUGAAAGAUUCAAAAAUAUCUACAAGCUAUGGUUUUAAUUUA
This is a messenger RNA of Sorghum bicolor (sorghum), 2316 nucleotides long. RefSeq names its product L-ascorbate oxidase homolog. The coding region runs from base 317 to 1978 and encodes 553 amino acids. The record is from RefSeq and is a predicted model, not a curated record. NCBI's taxonomy places the organism in Eukaryota, Viridiplantae, Streptophyta, Magnoliopsida, Poales, Poaceae. The transcript has 4 exons. Gene Ontology annotation, molecular function: oxidoreductase activity; copper ion binding.